AUGGAAACCGAGUCACUUGCAUAUACUUCCUUUUGGCAGCGCUUCUUGCGAGUUUCCAACUCUGUGUGGGACGCUGAGAACGAAGAUAGCAUCAGAUCACAUGAUGCAAACCCUUUCGGGCCUGAUCGAAAGCUCCGAACGUCUUCCCCAUGGCACGGAGCACGCCUAAUGUACACGCCUUGGAGGGCUUUUUCUGACACCCCUUCCAAUUAUGCUGCGCCGAAGCCCAAACCCCCUUCGAAUCUCAAGCCUCUGGCACCCAAACCCUUGUUCGGGGCGCGGACUCCGCAAACACCAGCCAUUGUAAAACCGACAAGCCGGGUACGUACACCCCAGGAUCCGCGUGCUAUAUUGGCGCAAACCCUUACUCCUGCAAUCGCCGUCCCCGACCUGCAAGAUGAACCGCCCUUGGAAGAGCGAAUUCUCCAACAUCGCAAAACCCAGGCUUUGAGUCCAGAACUUCUGGGCCCGGCUAUCGGCACGUUGUGGGAUCAGAUAGAAUUCGACGAAGCCUACAGCGAGCGUCUACAAUUGCUGGAUGCACAGAUCGCGGCAGCUGCAGCAGCAGCCCAGGAUUCCCAGCCACUAGAAAUCCCGACGUUCACACCAUCACCAGCCGAUCUUGAAAUCGAUAUGUCUGCUUCCGCGGAUAUGCUGAAGCUCGAACCAAUUGAAGAACGGGAGGUCGAGCUAGUCGAUCUCCAACGGGACAUCAAGCGACUUAUAAAGCGUGUGCGGAAGCUCCAGAGUCGCUUUGUCGAUAUCAGAUAUAAUAUCAUCAUGCAUGACAUAGCAGUGACCAGUUUUUUUGAUACUGUAUUGAAAAGGUUAUAUCAUGACGGUAUUUACGUUGCCAGGGUGCGUGAGUUGACUCGCUUUUGGAAUUCGAUUGAAGUGUCAGUUCGCAAACGGCGGCGAGCCUAUCUUGAUUCCCAAAGCUGGCUUUCUAAGGUCAAUUCGAAGGAGCUGAGAGAUAUUUCUUUUCAUCUUAAAUAUCUAGGAGAAUUGCCACGGUUGCCUCGAACAAUGCAAUCAAUUUUUAGCAAAUAUAAUAGGUUAUUGGGUAUGGAUAAGAGAAUUAUCUCUUUGGCAGGCCACAUGUGGCGGAAGUACUUGGGCACCGGGUUAUACCUCUCUGAGCACGCUUCUGUUCCUAACGCCUGGAAUUUUGAGGUUUUGUCCACUUCCACGAGUGAUGCUUUUAUUCAAUACCGCAACACAAUUAGUGACACGAUCGAUGAAAUCAACAACAUGAUCGGGGGACUUCUAUCCAGGCCGCAGAAGCGCAGUCAACGCGCGCACAACCAACAACUACUCACGAUGCUGGAGAACAGCCUGGCGGUACAUGCUUCAGCGAAGAAUGACUUAUGUCAAGAUUUCGGCCCAUUCUAUUCUUACGCCCUUUACCUUUUCUAUUCUAGACAACCAACAUCCAGUAUUUACUGGAAGCAGUGGGAGGUUAUUUCCCCUUUCAUUACCUCACGGGCCCUCAUACUUUCAAUCAGGGGUGCUGUGAGUGAUGUUCUCAAUGUCCUAGACAUUGGGAAACGGGCAGGUCACAGAAUACCGAUAAAACUUGAAGACUCUCUCUGGAAAUGGUACAGGGAGUUUCCUAUUUUAUGGAUGGAUGAAUUCAUCGUGGAACUUGAAGCGUUUAUUGAACUUAAUUUCCUUCGCCUCCAAACCGAAGAAAGGCUCUCCCGGCUUGAUUUAAACGUCAAUGCAAGCCCGUCUGUUGUCUUUCCAAAUCAAACUGAUAUGGAAAAGCUUCGUAACUGGGCUUUGGGACUGGAAAGAAUCACUGGACCAGGGAAUAACUUUACUCUAGGAGACUCCGAGGUAGAUACAUCUCGAAAAGUUACGGACAGUAAUCGUUGGCUUCGUAUCCAGCAUGGAGUAUGGGAUAGGGGCAACAGUCCUACUGGCUCAAGAUCCACUACGCCAACUGCACCUCGAUCUCUACCAUCGAGGCUGAACAACACCAAAGGACUAAGACGUUCUGGCAUUCGUUCAAAACCUCCGCCGCCGCCAUCAAAGCCGACUAAGGUAAAAUCCAAAAGCCAUGACACCAGUCCGAAACUAUCAGCAUCACAGCCAGCGAAGAGGAAAUCCGAAUCUGUCAUCAGGUCAAAGGCAGGUACGUCAAAGUACUGGAGCUAUAAUUUGAAUAAAACUCCGGAUGGCAAAGAAAUCACUGUUCACUAUUGCACUUCCCUUCAGACUAUGGAACGAGUAGCAAAGCUUUUUUUGUCCGAAACUAUUGUCGGCCUUGAUGUUGAAUGGAAAGCUCAAGCCUCUGCUCAAGAUUCCCUUGUGGAUAAUGUUUCUGUGAUACAACUUGCGAGCAAGGAGCGAAUCGCCAUAUUUCACCUGGCUUUAUUUAAUCCUGCAAAUUCACUACAGCACCUUCUGUCUCCUACUCUUAAGAGAAUACUAGAAUCUCCCGAUAUAGUCAAGGUUGGCGUCGCUAUCAGGGCAGACUGUACACGCCUGUAUAAAUUUUUGGGCAUUCGGACAAAUAACAUUUGCGAAGUCAGUCGCUUGCACAAAGUAGUGAAGCACCACCUAAACCCAAAAUUGAUCGAUAAGAGAUUGGUGAAUCUCGCUCAGCAGGUUGAAGAGCAUUUAGGCUUGCCACUCGACAAGGAUCCUGAAAUCAGAUGUGGUGGCUGGUCGAAAAAGCUCAAUUACCGUCAAGUACAAUAUGUUGCAACAGAUCCAUACGCCGCCUUGCAGCUUUUCCAUGUCUUAGAAGCCAAAAGGCUCCAGUUAACGCCUGUUCCACCUAGCCCGGUCAAUCCAGUCAUCGUCUAUACUACCCCAGACUCUAUUGCGAAGAUUCAUCCAAAAAGCAGUUUAACGCAAAAUGAAGAACCCCCCCGAUCCGUGUGA
Histoplasma capsulatum G186AR is the source of this 2892-nucleotide messenger RNA. RefSeq lists its product as uncharacterized. Gene Ontology annotation, molecular function: nucleic acid binding; 3'-5' exonuclease activity. Gene Ontology annotation, cellular component: nucleus; cytoplasm. NCBI's taxonomy places the organism in Eukaryota, Fungi, Ascomycota, Eurotiomycetes, Onygenales, Ajellomycetaceae. The coding region runs from base 1 to 2892 and encodes 963 amino acids. Gene Ontology annotation, biological process: nucleobase-containing compound metabolic process. The transcript has 4 exons. The record is from RefSeq and is a predicted model, not a curated record.